AUGUCGAAAGUCGUGAUCCACCGAGGCGUCGUGUACACGUCGGGGCAGACGGCCGCCGACGCUGGAGACUGUGUCGAGAAACAGACCAAGUCGUGUCUUGCAAAGAUAGACGCGCUGCUGGCGGAGGCGGGCACGAGCAAGUCGAACGCGCUGAACGCCACCAUCUGGCUGAAGGACAUCGAAGCCGACUUCAAGCGGAUGAAUGGCGUGUGGAACGAGUGGGUUGAAGCGGACAACAAGCCGACGCGAGCGACCGUUCAAGCCGCUAUGGCCCGACCCUCCAUCCUCGUCGAAAUUCAGGUAACGGCGGCGCUUCCAGAGUGA
Emiliania huxleyi CCMP1516 is the source of this 324-nucleotide messenger RNA. RefSeq lists its product as hypothetical. The transcript has a single exon. The coding region runs from base 1 to 324 and encodes 107 amino acids. The record is from RefSeq and is a predicted model, not a curated record. Lineage: Eukaryota; Haptophyta; Isochrysidales; Noelaerhabdaceae.